AAAAGAAGGACGGAUUGCAGCUCAAUGGGUUAAUUAGAGACAUUGUCAGAUUUUUUGGUUAACCCAUUAAGCUGCAGAGCUUCCCCAUUGAUGAGUAAAAUUGUCUGGCGUCAGACAAGUAAAAAAAUAAGUAGGGCGUGUGACUGGGUUAAGAUGUUAUUUACUUGUAAACACUGUCUCUGAUGAUGUUGCAGAUAAUGAAAGCUCAGAAUGGGUUUGCUUCAGUCACAUACUAGUCUGUUGUUUUUUGGUCUAAUUUAGGUUUUUGUAUCGUAUAGCGCCUCAGUCUACCUCAACUGGUUCCAGACAUGGCAACAAAGCCAGAAAACGAGGCAGUAAAAGAUGUGGAAGAUAACUUCGUAAUUUUGACAACAUUUGACAACAUGGCUGACAGUACAAUGUCUAACGCUUCCACUAUUCCUGAAAAACAAACCUUUGAAAGCCAGGAAAAGCUCUCUGAGAGUUCAGAAGUGUCGAUCGAUGAGAAACCGAAGCAUUCUGAUACUUCUAGCAGCUUGGGAGGGGAGCCAAACACCGAUAGUUUCAGCAGUUUGGGAGAUUCAAUGAUAAAUGUUUUGCCUUACUACGAAAGUUCUCAGUUUAUUGAAAAACAAUUGGAAUUGGAGAGAGAGUUAGGUGUGCUAGGGGAGGGGGAUGGAAGAGAGAAGGGCAAUGAGAUUUAUGGUGAGAAGGGUGGGUCUGCCAGUGGGAGUGGCAAGGGGGAAGAGUGUAAGGGUGAAGGUGAUAAUGUAGGAGAGGAGAGUGGGGGAGAAAAAGGAGAUGAGAUGUGUAGUGAUCACAUUGAAGGUGGUGAAGGUCAGGGUGAUGACAAGGACUACAGGAUAGAAAGGGCUAAGGGUGGUGGAAAGGGGGUAAAGAUAAGAAGGGAUGUUGUGUCUGGGAGUGAUGAGGGGGGUAAAGUACAGGAUGAUAAUGUAAAGGUGGAGAGUUAUGGAGAAGGAAGGCCUAAGGGUGGUAAAAGAAGGGGAGAGAUGGAUAGAAGUGGGGGUGAUAUUGAAGGUAGUUGGAUGCAUGUGGAGGGUGAGGCUGGUAUUGGUGGGGAUGGGGGAGUGCAGGACUUAACAAUGUCAAUAGGUGGGGGGAUGCAGAAACAGGGUGGAAUUACUGCAUUGCCAGGGAAUAUGGUCAAAGAACAAAGGAACACAGAUGAUGAGGCCAUGGAUGAGGAGAGUGGGGCAGAUACAAAGUUGGUAGGAGGGGAGAAAGAGAAGGAGGAGGAAAUGAAUAAAGGUGAGGAUGGUGAAGAUGAUGACAAGGGUGAAACAAAGGCAGGAGAUAAAGUUCAGACAAAUGUGGAAGAUACACAAACAAGUCACGUUGAAGAUAUUCCAUCAGAAGGACAAACUGAAGUUCAUCAAGAGCAUUCAAGUGCUGAAGAUGAAAUCCCUGUUGAUGACAGUACACAAGUCCAAGACGGUAGGUAGAGAAAACUUAUUAAUCCAUUGAGUGCCAGCGCUCUCCCCUUGACGAGUAAAAUCAUCUGGUGUUGGACAGAGUAAAAUAACAACGUACUAUAUGGUGCAUUAGGACACAAUGCGACUCAAUGGGUUAAUGAUGUCUGUAGUUAGUGUACAGCAAUCUUUUUUCAAAACAGAGUAUUGCUUUCACUUUUGUAUAGCAAGUUCUACUCAAAUUCUCUGUCAUGUGCAAAAUAUUUUCAAUUAGAAAGUAUUAUUGCUACUCUUGCAGAUAGUUCACAUCAAAUGGGUGAAAGUUCAGAGUCAGUGGUGGGCUCAGAUGAUGGUUUGGGAGAUCAAGGAGGAAAUAUGGAAGGUCUUGUUGCUGUUGAAAGUUCCACUGAUGCAGGGGGACACCAUGUCACAGGCUCUCCUGGUGAACCUCCCUCCAGCCAAACAGAACAAAGUCAAACUGAAUCUGCUAAUGAAGAUUGUGCCCAACCAGAUGAUGGUACCUACAACUGCAGUGGUUUUGACCAUUCCCAAGCUAACCAAGCCGGACAACCUCGCCCAGAUCUUAACCCACCUUACCAAGAUCCCCCAAGGCUACCCAUACAAUCUCAACAAGCUGACCAACAAGAACCUAACGAGCUACAAAACCCACCAGAUGAUGAGAGAGCUGCCGAGAGAGCUGCCGAGAGACCUCCACAAAGAAAUCAACCCAUUGUACGCAACCCGAGAGCCUCAUGCUGUUCAACGCUGUUCCUCGUUGCUGUUGUUGGUGUAUUAUGUUCCGUUGGUUUUGUGUUCAUCAGACCCCAUAUACCAACAAUGAUCUUCUGGCCAACCAAGGGUUCACUCCCCAAGCCAAUUAUAGAAAUCAAGACCAAGACCCAUGUCUCGCUAUCUGCAUCAAGUCUGAAACUAGCAGCCGAAUGUAAGGCUUACAAUACUUCAUAUACCAUACAGCACUGCCAGUGGAGACAAAUUCACCCGCAACCCACAUCCCCUGAGAAUACCGUUCUCCCAGGGGGGACCAAAGAUUGCCCACGUACCACAUCCAUCAAUCACCCACCUACCCACAAUGUAGAUGCCACCCUCCAGGGUUUAAAAGUCCCCACCGAUCUGGGGACCUAUAUCUUUGAGUUAGCUUGUGGACACGAACCUGGAAACUCCGCUACCAAAAGAGUUGAAAUCUGGGUGAAUGAAUUAAAUCCACCUAUAAUCUCUGUAGCCGAGCCCAAGGUAGUUGUGUCUACUUCUACAGGUACUGCAAAACUAGAUGUCUCAUGCAGAGCUGUGCAUGGGAAAAUUGUGGAGAAGAAAUGGGAGUAUAUUGACGGACCACCAGAGCUGGAGUACGUCACACCCUCGGAGAAUGGUGUGGUACAACUUUCUCAGCCUGGUAUCUACAAAUUCAAGUACAGAUGUACUGACAGCUUCGGUGGCACCGCAUUAAGGUAA
Paramuricea clavata is the source of this 2882-nucleotide messenger RNA. NCBI's taxonomy places the organism in Eukaryota, Metazoa, Cnidaria, Anthozoa, Malacalcyonacea, Plexauridae. The record is from the annotation of a GenBank genome assembly.